This is a messenger RNA of Pan troglodytes (chimpanzee), 1362 nucleotides long. RefSeq names its product amyloid-beta A4 precursor protein-binding family A member 2-like. The record is from RefSeq and is a predicted model, not a curated record. The coding region runs from base 1 to 1362 and encodes 453 amino acids. Lineage: Eukaryota; Metazoa; Chordata; Mammalia; Primates; Hominidae. The transcript has 4 exons.
AUGCCCAGAGCAGCAGCCCACGCGGGAAGUCCUGCUUCCUCCCUUCGCUGUCUGCCCUUCCCCACAGGUUGUUUUGUCUCAGUGCUGACAUCUCCCCAGCUAGAAGAGGAGACCCUCAAAGGUGCACAGGUGGAUUCGAUUAUAAUGCUGGUGAAUAUUAAAUGCGUUUUGGUGAAACACUCAACCAGUACAUACAUCUUUAAUAAAUGGCUGCCUCUGGGGAAUGAUGGCUGUGUGAGCGCCCGCCAUGCCCCACCAGAAGAGUCUACCGUGGCCCCACCAGAAGAGUCUACCGUGGCCCACCAGAAGCGUGAGAGCGCGGGGAGCAGCAUGUUGGACCACAGGGCAAGGCCGGGUCCUGUCCCCCACCACCAGGAGCCCGAGAGCGAGGACGUGGAGCUGCCCUUGGAGGGCUAUGUGCCCGAGGGCCUGGAGCUGGUCGCCCUGCGGCCAGAGAGCCCCACGCCCAAGGAGCAGGAGUGCCACAACCACAGCCCCGAUGGGGACUCCAGUUCCGACUACGUGAACAACACCUCUGAGGAGGACGACUAUGACGAGGGCCUCCCUGAGGAGGAGGAGGGCAUCCCCUGCCACAUCCGCUACUGCCCCGAGGACGAAAGCUACCUGGAGGGCAUGGACUGCAACGGGGAGGAGUACCUGGCCCACGGCGCGCAUCCUAUGGACACUGACGGGUGCCAGGAUGCAGUGGACUGGACGGCCUGGGCGGGCCUACACCCCCAUGGUCACGGGGCUAAAGGCAGCCAGGACUACCCUGAUGGCCAACUGCCCAACACGGAGGAUGUGUCCUCCGUCCUGGAGGCCCACGACCAGGAAGAAGACGGUCACUACUGUCCCAGCAAAGAGGGCUACCAGGACUACUACCCUGUGGAGGCUAACGGGAACACCGGCGCUUCUGCCUACCCCCUGAGGUGCGGGGACGGGGACCUGGAGGACCAGGAGGAGGACAUCGACCAGAUCGUGGCAGAGAUCAAGAUAAGCCUGAGCAUGACCAGCAUCACCAGCACCAGUGAGGCCAGCCCCGAGCAUGGGCCUGAGCCAGGGCCUGCAGACUCUGCAGAGGCCUGCCCACCCAUCAAGGCCAGCUGCAGCCUCAGCAGGCAAGAGGCGAGGCCCAAGUCGCUGAACCUCCUUCCCGAGGCCAAGCACCCCGGAGACCCCCAGAGAGGCUUCAAGCCCAAGACCAGGACCCCAGAAGAGAGGCUGAAGUGGCCUCACGAGCAGGCCUGUGGACCUGCGGACCUGGCGUAUGUGGUCGUGGGGCGUCUUGCCUAUCAGUCCCACUCUCCGGGGUACCUGGUGUCUGAGUCUAGUGCCUCUGCAGGGUACUGUGGGACAAAUUAG